Molecule: messenger RNA, 3239 nt
Organism: Rattus norvegicus (Norway rat)
Lineage: Eukaryota; Metazoa; Chordata; Mammalia; Rodentia; Muridae
Gene: C5h1orf216
Product: similar to human chromosome 1 open reading frame 216
Source: RefSeq, a predicted model, not a curated record
UACAAGCCAAAGGGGUGGAAACAUCUGUCCCAACCUCAGUCUCCAUGACUUCUGCCUAUUGCUGGGUGUGGGGAGGCUCCCUGCCACCUAUAGGGGAACCUUCCUAGUGGCUGCUUGAUUGACUUAAUGGUAUGUUUCACUCAUGAGGCCUCAGUUCUUCCUUCUGGUCAUAGACGUGUGGUCAAUGGAACGUCUUGUCAGUUCAUACUCAAAAGCGAUUAUUAGGGAAGAGAGAGAGGGAGAAAAUCAGCAUGGAGCAAACUGAGUCCCAUGAACAUGUACCAGGAGCACUAGAGGGGAAGGGACAGACUUGCAAGAGAGGCUUGUCAUUGUGGGUUCAGGAGACAGGGGUUCCUUAGUGUGGAGGAGGAGAAAGAGACCAGCGCUUCAAGCCCUGGGUCUCUGCUGUAGCCGCCUUCUGGCAUUAUUACUGUCUUCCUAAGAACAGGAGCCCCACGGUAGCCCCUUAGUCACUCUCUGCAGGUAAUUACUGAUACCUGCUAUGGCUGGCUGGGUUUGCUCUAGAGCAGAGGUUCUCAACCUUCCUAACACUGCGACCCUUUAAGACAGCUCCUCAUACUGUGGUGACCCCCAAGUAGUAACUUGUUGCUACUUCCUUUUUGUUUGUUUGUGUUUGUUUUUGUUUUUCCGGACAGGGUUUCUCUCUGUAGCUCUGGCUGUCCUGGAACUCGCUCUCUCUGUAGACCAGCCUGGUGGUAGAACUCAUGAGAUCCACUUGCCUCUGGGCUCAAGCACUGGGAUUAAAGGCGUACAUCACCACCGCCCAGCUUCUGUUCCUACUUAGUAACUUCCAGAUGUUUGCUGCUAUCCAGCCAGGACUAGCAGAGGGGGCCCAGUACCUGGGGAGCCUGCCUCCUGGAGUAUGUCACCCGGACCUCCAACCAGACAGUAAUUCCAACUUCGUGGAGAGCGCUAAGGAUGCUAAUAAGAACUGGCAUGGUGUGGAUCCUAUUCUGAUAAGAAGCUCCUCUGAGUCGCCCUCUGAUAACCGGGUCUUCCAAGCCACUGGGCUCCCUGAGGCCGGAGUCCGCAGUCCCCCGGAGGGUGCAGAGAUCCCUGGUGCUGAGCCAGAGAAGUCGAGUGAUGCCAGCAGCGUCUGCUCUCCUCUGGAGGACAUCGGCUAUGCCAGCAGUUCCUUGAGCAUCAGCAGCUUUAGCAGCAGUGCAGAAGCUGGCUGUAGCACCCCUCGAGGUCCAAGCCCCCUGGAUCCCCUUCUGCCCUCUGUGGCCCAGGCCGUGCAGCAGCUGCAGGCUCAGGAGCGCUACAAGGAACAGGAGAAGGAGAAACACCAUGUGCAUUUGGUGAUGUACCGUCGCUUGGCGCUGCUCCAGUGGAUCCGGGCUCUACAGCACCAGUUGGUUGACCAGCAGGCCCGACUGCAGGAGAGCUUUGACACCAUCCUAGACAACCGGAAGGAACUUAUCCGCUGUCUGCAACACAGGGAAGGACCUUGCAGGCACCAGGACCAGGGCUGAGGGUGGGCACAAGUAUGUUGGCAGGCUUCUGUGUGGUUAUGCACAAGUAAGUAUGUAUUAGUUGGCAUGUGUGUAAGUCAGCAUAAGUGAAUAUAUAUAUAUGCUAACAUGUAAGCAGGUAUGUAAGGCAUGUGUGAACGAACUUGUGUGUGUGUUACAUGUUGCAUGUGUGUUUAUGUGUGCAUAUGUGGCUAGGUACUCAGGAAUGUGUAUAUAUAUAUCUAUUCCCAAAUGUAGAGGCAAAAGAUAGGUAUGCAUGUGUUAUCAGUUUAAACGUGCAGGCUUGUGUUGGGGUGUGAGUGACCCUCUGUGUGUUGAGAUUUACACGUUCCAGUUCUGGCCUAAGAAGCACGUGCUAGGAACGUGUGUAUUUGCAGAGACUUAAGAGCAGGUGUGUGUAAAUAGACGUUCAAUCGCACCUGCAGGGCAUCCAUCCAUCCUGUGUUCCCAAAGUCUACCCCAGCCUUAUCCGCUACUGAGUCUCACAGCUUCCUGGAGAGAAGCCUACGUCGCUGUCACUUAUCUGAGGGCUUUGGGUGAUCUGUUCUCCUAGUGUUUCCCAGGCUCUCUUCCCUGUCCCUUCCCCUCAGGCCUUGCUCUAAGACAGCUGUCCCUAAUGUUGGCUUUUUCCUAAGAGUUUUUAUUUGGGGGUGGUUACUUUUUGUUUGUUUUACUUAUUAUAGUACAAAGGAUUGAGCCCAGAGCCCUGCGCACGCUAAGCAACUGUCCUAGCACUGAGCUGCACACCCAGUCCCAGAUCACAGGUUUAUUGGCUUUCCCUGUGCACAUUUUUGGCAUCUGGCCAGGACAGUUUGAGGGAGGCAACUGGCGUAGUGGUGGAGGCUGUGGCAGGGGUGGGGGAGUGGAGAUAAAGAAGUUCAAGGACAGCUAGGACCACAAAUAGAAACCAAAACGAAAGAAAGAAAGAAAGAAAGAAAGAAAGAAAGAAAGAAAGAAGGAAAGAAAGAAAGGGUCAUUUUGAACCCUGUCUUCGGCUCUGUAGGGGUUGGGAGUGGAAGAAAAUGUCUCUGGUAGAACUCUGUGAAGAACAGGAGAAUUCCAAAACACCCCAUCCUGCUCCACUGGGAGGAGGGGCUGAAAGCCAUACUGAUUUAAGCCUGUUGACUGGGACUGUGCGUAUAAGCAAGCAGGUCAUAGACCAGAUGGGCCAAGGCCGUGGGGAGUUGGGGGUCCUGCCUUCUCUUCACCGCUCCCUCACUCUGCCUGCCUGGCGUUAGCAGCAGUGAAUGUGCAGUUGGCUUGGACAAUGUUUCUGAAUCAGACUGUCCAGAGAAUAGAGCUCAGCUUCCCAGGCGGUCAGAGGACAGGGUCAGCCCAGUCUCCAGAAGCUCUUAGGAUAUGUGUCCCCUCGGAAUGGGGAUUGGCAGGCCCUAGGGAAGCUUCAUGCGGUGGAGAUAAAUGUGUAUGGGGGUGGGUCAAUAGUUAAGGUCGCAGAGCUCUUUGUUUUGUUUCUGGGUUCCGAAGUAAUGCAGGAUCCUAGUGGGUGAAACAGUGACUCGAAGGAGGAACAGCAGCAGGUGACAGGGACAGCACUGAUGCUGUGUCUGGCCCUCAGUCUCCCCACCUGUAAAGUGGGGACUCUUCCGCACUCUCUCCAAACAGUCCCAUCCUGAGUGGGUGGGUGAAAUGUGGGCCCUGAGGACUUUUAUACUGCUUGCACGUUGAAUGUGAACCUGGCCUCUGGACCAAUCCAGUAUAAAUAAACUAAGGCGAGAAAUUAAA